Oryza brachyantha (malo sina) is the source of this 1801-nucleotide messenger RNA. RefSeq names its product DNA repair protein RAD51 homolog 2. NCBI's taxonomy places the organism in Eukaryota, Viridiplantae, Streptophyta, Magnoliopsida, Poales, Poaceae. Gene Ontology annotation, cellular component: Rad51B-Rad51C-Rad51D-XRCC2 complex; replication fork. Gene Ontology annotation, biological process: double-strand break repair via homologous recombination. The record is from RefSeq and is a predicted model, not a curated record. The transcript is spliced from 13 exons. Gene Ontology annotation, molecular function: ATP-dependent DNA damage sensor activity; ATP hydrolysis activity; ATP binding. Bases 22 to 1113 code for a protein of 363 amino acids.
CCCCUCCGAUCGGCGAUCGCCAUGGCGAACAAGCUGGUCUCGGAGAUGCGGCUGCCGCCCCACCUCGGCCACCUCCUCGCCGCGCGCCGCCUCACCACCGCCAAGGACGUGCUGUCGCUGCCGGAGGUGGAGCUCAUGGGCGUCCUCGACGCCGGCAUCCACACCGCCCGAGCCGCCAUCGCCCACGUCAGCGAGAUCGCCUGCCCUCCGUAUCAAACGGCGCUUGCGCUCCUAGAGACCGUCAGGGUAAGAGGAGAUGGGCGGCUGGCCACCACGCUUCGCGGACUGGAUGAGGCAUUGCGUGGAGGAAUCCCCGCAGGGAAGCUCACUGAGAUCGUUGGGCCCUCGGGGAUCGGCAAGACUCAGUUCUGUCUGAAGCUUGCAUUGCUAGCAGCAUUACCAGAAUGCUAUGGAGGUUUAAAUGGUAGAGUUGUGUAUAUUGACACUGAAUCCAAGUUCUCUUCACGGAGGAUGAUCGAGAUUGGUGAGAAAAGCUUUCCUCAAAUAUUUCAUCAAGAAGGCUUGGCCCAAACGAUGGCUAGGAGGAUUCUAGUUCUGCGCCCAACAUCAUUAUCUGAUUUCACCAAGAGUUUGGAACAGAUGAAAGUGACUCUACUUCAACAUGAUGUGAAGCUACUCGUUGUUGAUAGCAUGGCUGCUCUUAUGUCCUCUGAGAUCGAGAAAAGCCCAACAGGUCCCAGACAACAUCCCCUAAGAUGGGCUCUUUCAUUUCUUAAAUCUAUAGCAGAGUUCUCACAGAUUCCUGUUGUUGUUACAAACCAAGUACACAGUCAAAGUAACGAUGAUGGCUAUCAUUAUUCAUUUGAAGGUGAGAAGAAGGAUGACAGUAGUAGUGCUGACAGGUUUGAAUCUCAUCUUGUUGCUGCUCUAGGAAUCCAGUGGGCUCAUGCUGUAACUAUACGUCUAGUCUUUGAGGCUCACUCAGGUCACAGGUUCAUCAAGGUAGCUAAAUCACCUAUGUCUCCAGCAGUAGCUUUUCCCUUUACUGUGGAGUCAUCAGGAAUAGUAUUACUUAGUGACGAGGGCAUUGAUGUGCCAGGCCCUGAGAUAACCUCAAUUCGUUGUCAAGGAGAAAAUGUCCUGGCUCAGUGACUAUUUGAAUGCUACUGCACUUACAACUAACAAGAGGAAGAAGAAGCAGGUGGCCGAACCGGCGGCGCGCGUGUCCUCCACCUCCACCACGGUCAGACCGACGCCGCAGACGUCGCGCACCAAUGAGGAGGGCGCCCUCGCGCGCUGCGCCGUACCGCGCGCGUUCAAGAACCGCAAGGACGACGAGCGCCGCUCGCGGGAGAGCGCGCCAGCGAGCAACCCGCGCGUCCCGCCGCCGGCGCCGCCGGCGCCGAUCGAUGCCUUGUCGGCGCAAGACGCGCUGAGCGCCGCUAUCGCAAGUGCGCGUCAAUUUCAGGACAAGCAGAGGGACGUCGCACGCCGCGCGGCACAGGGUGGAGGCACGGCGGGAGCUGGAGAAGAUGAUCAGGACCAUGUUGUUCAACGAUCCCUACAUCUCACCCCUGGAUGUGCUCAAGCCCUGAUCGAUCAUGGUGUCCUCAGAAGUUUUGAAUCCCUUCUUAGGGUUUGUUGAAUUCAUGAGUAUUUGUUAAUCGAGUAUGUGUUAUUGUCGUAUUAAUGUCUGAAUCAUUGGCAAUUUUGCUGUGAGCCCAUGGUCUAACAUAAUUCUUUCGUUGAACCUUUUAGUAAUCAUGAAGAGUAAUACAAGAUAUAACUAUAAUAUCUAUUGUGAACUGAACAAUAAGGCUGUUAGUAAAUAUAUGCCGGU